Molecule: messenger RNA, 4928 nt
Organism: Oncorhynchus kisutch (coho salmon)
Lineage: Eukaryota; Metazoa; Chordata; Actinopteri; Salmoniformes; Salmonidae
Gene: slc25a44a
Product: solute carrier family 25 member 44a
Exons: 4
Coding region: 279-1235 (318 amino acids)
Biological process (GO): branched-chain amino acid catabolic process; branched-chain amino acid transport; transmembrane transport
Cellular component (GO): mitochondrion
Molecular function (GO): branched-chain amino acid transmembrane transporter activity
Source: RefSeq, a predicted model, not a curated record
UUUUUUAAUGCUGCUGACGAGACGCUCGCUCAAGCAUCGGUGACCGUACAUUUACGAAUGGACGGCAUGAAUUUGACAUCAACCCAUAUUCUAACUAGUCCGAAUCCUUUCAACGAAUGCUUAUUUUUACAAGGCUAUUAGAACGUUAUACAUAUAGUUCAGUUUAGCCGUGUGUAGCAUAGACAUGGCGUCUUGAGCUAUGUGAAAAUGGCUCUAUAACACGGUGUUGUGGAGGGCGCGGUCCAUUCAACAAGGAGCUGUGGACACCAGCAGGCAGGAUGGAGGAGAAGAAACGCAACAUCCGGAUCAUUGAAUGGGAGGACCUGGACAAGAAAAAGUUCUACUCCCUGGGUGUGUUCAUGACCAUGACCACCAGGGCCACAGUUUACCCGUUCACCCUCAUCCGCACCCGGCUGCAGGUGCAGAAGGGCAAGUCCCUCUACACAGGCACCUUUGACGCCUUCUACAAGAUCCUGAAGGCGGAGGGCCCGCGAGGCCUCUACCGAGGCUUUAUGGUUAACACCUUCACCUUGAUCUCAGGCCAGGCCUACAUCACCACCUAUGAACUGGUAAGGAAGUACGUGUCCCAAUAUUCCAGCAAUAACACAGUGAAGUCUUUGUGGGCAGGGGGAGCGGCGUCCCUGGUGGCCCAGACCAUCACUGUGCCCAUAGAUAUGGUCUCUCAGCAGCUCAUGAUGCAAGGCCAGGUGGGACACCUGAGCCGCUUCAAGGUCAAACCCAAAAUAAUGAUGGCGACAUCCAAGAGCAAAGUGACUUUCGGACAAACCAGGGACAUUGUGGUGCAGAUAUGCGCCGCUGAUGGUUUCCGGGGAUUUUACCGGGGAUACGUGGCAUCCCUCCUCACCUACAUCCCCAAUAGCGCGGUGUGGUGGCCUUUUUAUCAUUUUUAUGCAGAGAACCUUUCCAAACUAGCCCCCAGUGAUUGUCCUCACCUGCUUCUGCAGGCUAUCGCUGGGCCAAUGGCAGCAGCCACAGCCUCUACCAUCACCAAUCCCAUGGAUGUUGUGCGGGCCAGAGUGCAGGUGGAGGGCAGGUCAUCGGUCAUUGCAACCUUCAAGCAGCUGCUGGCAGAGGAAGGACCCUGGGGGAUGACUAAAGGGUUGUCUGCCCGCAUUAUCUCCUCCACCCCCACGGCCGUGGUCAUCGUGGUGGGCUACGAGACCCUCAAGAGACUGAGCCUGCGGCCUGAGCUGGUCAACUCUAGACACUGGUAAAUACCAGAGGGACAACCAGGGACAAACCCGGGCUAGACUGGGUCAGGUAGCCAGGGACACUGUCAAACACAGACAAAACAUGGCUACCUGGUCUCCCAUAAAAACUGUUGCCUUUUUUGUUUUAAUGUGAGGUUGGUGGAUUUUAUCAUGCUGUUUGGGCAGAGGAAUUAUGAUUCAUACCUUUUUGUUUUCAGGGAGUACAACUGUAGAUAUUGGAACUUGUUAAUUAGAGGUAUGGAGAAAAAUGUGUGCGUUGUUGCAGCAGAGUAAGCAAAUUAAAGUGUAAUUAAUAAGGAGAGUUGUUUAAUUUACCAAUUAUAAGGCUUGGUAAAUUUGACACUGGGUUAAACUGGUUUUCAAAAUGGACUCUCACAAACCCUCUGUUGCCCUUAAAUUGUUUGUUAACUUUAAAUGGUACAUGUUUGUCAGCUUGGUAUUGUUCAUGUAUUCACCCAAUGGUUGUGUUUUACUGGCAAAGGUAAUGUAGACAACCCUGCUGAGAGCCUGUCAACAGGGCAGGUUAUUACAUUCAACAGACAAGUUCUCUUCCUUUGGUGAGAAAGGACCAGGGCUAUGUUGAAUAAGAGCAGAACUGCUCUCUAGUACCCUUUUUCUCUGAAUAAGAUUUGUGUAAAGCAAGUUAUUCAAAGUAGGCUUGGGAAACACUAUGGCAUGGUGUUGAGGAAGCACCAGUAAUUUUACAUCUCAAUUUAAAAACAGUAUGACCUAUUCCUGCCCUCAAUGCUUGUGGACUGUUGGGAAUAGUACACUAUAUACAAAAUGUGUAUAUAAUAUAUAAUGUGUAUAUAAUAUAUAUAUAUAUAUGUGGACACCCUUUCAAAUGAGUGGAUUGGGCUAGUUCAGCUCUACCAGUUGCAUCAAAUUGAGCACACAGCCAUGCAAUCUCCAUAGACAAACAUUGGCAGUAGAAUUGCCUGAAGAGCUCAAUGACUUUCAACGUGGUACUGUCAUAAGAUGCCCCCUUAAAUUUCUACCCUGCUUAACUGUAAGUGCUGUGAGUGUGAGGUGGAAACAUCUAGGAGCAACAACAGCUCAGCCACAAAGUGGUAAGCCAUACAAGCUCACAGAAUGGGACCGCUGAAGUGCGUAGCGUGUAAAAAAUAAUCUGUCCUCGGCUGCAACACACUAUCAAGUUCCAUGCUGCCUCUGGAAGCAACAAAAUAACUUCGGCUUCUGUGCGGGUGCCCAUUUUUAUUUGAAUGUGAAUAUGAAUGUCCCUGAUUUUGAAAUGAGAUAUUCAAAAAGCAGGUGUCCACAUACUUUUGAUAAUGGCGAGGCAGCCAUUUUAGGAGUCCAUUGUCCUGAAACAUGCCACAAAAAAUGCUAUAUGAAGUGUUUCUUGGCCAAAAUUAAAUUUAGCAAUUUGAUUAAUGGUUUCUAAAUGUACUACAUACAUUUCAUGGAGUAAAAGGUUGUUUUGAAUAUUUCCUUUUUCCUGUAAGUUGUAAACUGAACUGUUGCACUUCAUUGAUUUUAGUUCAUGAAAUUAACCUUGUUUGUAAGCAUUCACGCAUUAUGAAUUUGCUCAUACCUUCCUCAAAUAUGAGUGGUGAUAUUUGGCACCAUGCUCAGUUGUGAAGUAUACCCAUGUUAACUGGAUAGGGUGUUCUGAUUUCUUCAAUGAGUUUCAAUUAGCAACAAUUUCAGGUCACAACUGUGUUUUGGAUAAAUAAAGUAAAUAGAUUUGCACAAGUUAUUUUAACUUGAUGGAAAAUGUCAAAUACUGUCACAGCACACCGAAACCUUUAAGUUUCUCCUAAUGCUUAGCAAAAAAUCAUAACUCAUGAAUUUGAAUUGCGAGGUCAUUGACAGUUUGUACAAUAAAUUGGACUUCACACUUUCAGGAACAGGCCUACUUAUGUAACAACCCUACAGUGCCUGAAGCUGAUUUGAUCCUCAAUGUUACACCAAUUGCCGUUAUCCCCUAGAUUUAUCGUCGCCGCCACUCCUUAAAAGAAACAUUUGGGAUGGUAACGUUUGUGUAAAAUUAAAUGACUAAAAUCAGUAUGUAGAAAAGAUAAUGGACAUAUUUUAAAAUAAGAUCUUUCAGAACUAAUCACCAAAAUAUAGAGCGUAAGGGAGAAUAAAAUUACAAACGUCAUGGUAUGGAGCCCCCAUUGACUCAAACAUAACAAAAUCAAUCAGGAAACAUAACACUGCAUACGUGACGACAAUAUGUAGAAUUGCAAGAAAUGAAUUUACGUUUUGUCUGCACCCUAAACUUUCAGCCUGCCAAAUUGCCAUCUAACACCAAUUUUUUUCUUCUAGUAAAAACCUUGUAGUGCCAACGUAUAUUAGCAUUUCAUACUUUGGGGGUUUUCAAUGAGGUACAUGCGGAUGGGAAACCCCAUGCUUCAGCAUCAGUUGGGGAUACAUUUAAUCAUCUUUUUUCAAAUGUAUUAUACAAAAAUAUAAUCUCAUGGGGCUGCAUGCCCACGGACCCGCCCCAGGUAAAGGAAAAAAAAUCCUACUGGAAACUUUUCUGUGCCACCUUGGGCAAAAGCCCCCUUAAUGUCAACUCAUUUUCCUUCUCUACGAUGGGCAUGGCAAAUGUGUCCAUUACGUUGCAGUUUUCUUAAAACACUUUGGAAUAGGAAUUAAUUCUAUAUGCAGUACUGGUUUUUGGUCACAGGAUGGAGCACUGGUUUGCAAGACCUUCUUGAGCAUGUUGUGUGUAAUGUAAUAGGAUAACUAACUGUAGCCUUGGUGCCAGCCCGAGAUGGAAGUUCAUGCUGAUUGAAAUGUGUGCUUCCUCACUUUUCACAGAAAUCCUGUGUACAGUAAUUGUUUUUCUAAACAUAACUGCCUGGGAAACAUCUGCUGUAUUUUAAUUUGUGGGGACAUUCAUUUAAAAAUCCACAAAUGACUAGGUUACCAUUCUGAAAAUGUUGAAAAGUUAAAUAAAUCAGGCACCGGUAGGAAGGAACAUUAACUCAAAUUAGUUGGGGAAAUGAAAAUACAAAAAAAUCCUUUAUUUUGAGUACAACAAGGGAGGGCAAGGAACAGUGAAGUGCAAAAUAAUCAAUGACAUUGAACCUCCCACAAUCAUUGUUUGAUUGCAGUUUAGCUCUGGCUCAGUGGGGCAACCAUGGGCUGUUCUGCCUGAGCUAGGCCAUAGGUGCAUCUCAACAGUCUAAAUGGACUUCCUCUCCUCACCUUCCAUCUCCAUGAGAAGGAGCAGGGCUUGUGAAUGUGAAUUUUCAAAUCAGUGCAGCUGAGAGGAAGGAGGGCAAGUCAGAAUAUUGAGCUGCACCAUAAGUAGGAUGAGCCAGGCAAGAUAAGCUGUGGUACUCUUACUAGAGCGCCAGUAUUCAGGCUGCCUGGUUUGCAGCUGGGAGAGGUGCUAGGAAUGAGAGCUGGUGCAUCACAUGGGACAAUCAUAGAUAUGGAUGGCCCUGUCAUCUCCAACAGAUACGAUCUUAGAACCUGUGCCGUUGUAUUUCACACUCCACACCUAGGGGGGGAAAGCAGACGACAAGACUUGAACAACAUGCAAGGUAGCAGUUAAGUGUAAAAACAGUGGCAGAGUUGGAAAAACACAUGUCACUUAAAAUACUCUGUAGGCAUUUCGAAACCAAUUCAGAAUGCAGGUGUACGACUGUACCAUCAAAUGUAGUCAGAAAAGAUUUCAGAUAUUACUAUUCUGUAAAAAAAAAAAAAAAAAACACCCUU